Messenger RNA from Acanthopagrus latus (yellowfin seabream), 1392 nucleotides. It is a transcript of the gene inka1b, whose product is annotated as inka box actin regulator 1b. Gene Ontology annotation, cellular component: nucleus. Gene Ontology annotation, molecular function: protein serine/threonine kinase inhibitor activity; protein kinase binding. The record is from RefSeq and is a predicted model, not a curated record. The transcript is spliced from 3 exons. Lineage: Eukaryota; Metazoa; Chordata; Actinopteri; Spariformes; Sparidae. The coding region runs from base 185 to 1117 and encodes 310 amino acids.
UCAGCAUCGUCAAAGUCCGCUGACAGACCCUCAUGUCCCUCAGAGGAGAGAGUGUACAGAGCGGAGCAUCACCUCGCUGGAGCUGUUGAUUGGAUUAUUAUCGCUCUUCUUUUUUUGUAUUAUCAAAUGCGAAGAAGCAAUUAAAAGUACUCUUAACUUCACUGCAGGAGUUUACUCGCAAGAAAUGCUGUGUUUGGGAGAUUCUGCUGACUGCCUCCGGGACCAAGUGCAGUACAUGAUGAGAUCCCUGCAGGACCUGAAGCAGAUAAGCAGGCCGAGGCCUCUGAGUGAACCUUGUGUUCGGUCUUUUGCUGUAACUCGGCACUGCAAACAGAGGGCACAGCAGGAGAGACUCACCCGUCUACGUGUGUCCGACGCCAGUGAAGCCAGCACGUACGACUCUGCCUGCUGCCUGGCCAGCCCGCUGGAAGAAGAGGAAGAACACCAGGAGCACGAGCGGUUGACACGAGGCUCCCCCAGCAGCGAAAAGAGUCUGGACUUGGACUCAGGUUACUCUGAGGCUUCCUGGCAUGAUGAAGGCGUGGUGCUGAGGAGGACCAGAAACGUGCGAGUCUCCUCCUCCGCCUGCCUCCGCACAAACAGAGGACCUUCUGGACGAAUCCGGCCCAAAUCAACCUCAGACGCUUGCCUGGAGCGCUGGACCUCAUUUGAGGCCGGUAGCCCUGAGGACUGGACCACAUCCCUGCUGAGCCGCAGCAGGAACAGACAGCCUCUGGUCCUGGGGGACAACAGCUUUGCUGACCUUAUAAAGAACUGGAUGGACCUACCAGAGAGUCCUGAGCCAGCGCAACUAAAGCCCAGUGCGGGCCGGCGCCUUGCCAAAGACAUUCUGGUCAACAUGCGGCGCAGACUUGCAGGGAUGUCUAAAAGUGUGGAGGUGAGGCAGAGGCCAGCAGACUCCUCGAGGGUCAGCAGAGUUGCAGAGGCCCCCAAACGGAUGUCCUGUCCUGUGGGGCUCCAGGCUCUCAAACCUUUCUUUCACAAGUCCCACACAGGCCUUCACCAGAUGGACAGUGACUUCCACCAGUUCACUGCACUCAUGAAGACAGGCAGCCGACAGCCCAUCAUAUGCAAUGACAUUAUUGGAUACAUUUAAGUGAGGCUGCAACUACGGACCGAGUCUUUAACACAAAUAACAAUAAGAUUGUUUUAGUUUCGUAAUCGGAUUUUGUCCACCAUGUUGAUACAUUCGGAAUAAAAGUUUUGGGAAUUUUAAUAAAAAAUGUGUUCGGUCCCUAACUGAGUUUGAAAAGUGCUGAAUGUAAAAAUUGUACUAUUGAUUUUGGUUGACGUGUUUUAAGCCUCUUCUUAAUACUGCGUCCGACAUCGUCAGGGCUGCAUUAUGAUGUGACUCUUGACAGCUACAGUGAC